This is a messenger RNA of Protopterus annectens (West African lungfish), 1131 nucleotides long. Its product is annotated as heat shock protein 30-like. Gene Ontology annotation, biological process: response to heat; protein refolding. The coding region runs from base 105 to 776 and encodes 223 amino acids. The transcript has a single exon. The record is from RefSeq and is a predicted model, not a curated record. Gene Ontology annotation, molecular function: protein folding chaperone. NCBI's taxonomy places the organism in Eukaryota, Metazoa, Chordata, Ceratodontiformes, Protopteridae.
AAACAGCACAUAUAAAGUCUACUGUACUCAGCUCACUGUGACAGUAAAUCUGUGAAUAUAACUGAAGCAGACAGCAGAACGGAGAGAUAGUGAACAGACACACAAUGCUGCUGACUCCAGCUUUUCAUGCUUCUUUCAGACCUCUGCAUACUUCACAGGAGCCUGAACUCGUACUGUGGCCAUUCGGACGGAGUGCCUUUGAACAGCUGGAAAGGGACAUGCAUCAAAUGAGGCGAACAAUGAACAUUAUGAAUGAAAUCUGUCAGCAGCUGUCUGAUGAUGUCCUGGGGAAAAGAAAAUCUUCUACAGACAAAUUACAAGCCAGAAGGGAAACGGAUAAAGACAACAGAAAACAAAACAAGGAGAAUGGCUUCUCACUGUCUCUAGAUGUUAAGCGGUUUUCCCCAGAAGAACUGACUGUGAAAGUAGCUGGAAGAAAAGUCACAGUGGAAGGAAAACAUGAGGACAAAAGCGAAGACGGCGAGACAAUUUUCUCUUAUAGAUGCAGUCAGUUUAAGAAGGAAGUCCUGUUACCAGAGAAUGUAAAUUCUGAAAAGGUAACUUGUUUGUUAUCCCGUGAAGGCCAGCUUGUCAUUGAAGCCCCACAAUUGUCCUUACCAGCUGUGACAGGCAGAGACAUUCCCAUCUCUAUUAGCAAGGACAUAAGAAGUGGAAAGGGACAUGAAAAUGAGAAUGCAGAUGAUACAGACAAUAAAAAGAAGCAAGAAACAGCUUCAGAAGAGGGAAAUAAGGUUGCAGCUAAGCAGACUGCUUAGCUGUACAAAGACAGACAGUUCUUUUUUAAUGACCUAUACUUAAACCAUGUUACUGUUUGUUUGAACUGUUAUUAAAUUGCUGCCUCAUGCUUUUAUGAACAUAUGGUUGUUUUCAAAUAUUCCCAUGAUACAGAAAUGUCAGUAAGUAAAAGUUCAGUUUAGCAAUGUCUACUUUUAGUAAGAUGAACUUACAACUGUUCUGUUUUACUACAAACUGCUUGACAUGAAAUUGCUUUAAUAUGUCUUCAUAUUUUUUAUUUCUUUAAAUAUGCAACAAUGCCCUUGGAUAUUAUUUGAUUUUAUUUGUUUUUCUUCCAUCAUAUAUUUUUUUAAAUAAAUGAGUUAGUAUGUUAUA